Molecule: messenger RNA, 1291 nt
Organism: Mizuhopecten yessoensis (Yesso scallop)
Lineage: Eukaryota; Metazoa; Mollusca; Bivalvia; Pectinida; Pectinidae
Product: DNA-directed RNA polymerase III subunit RPC2-like
Exons: 10
Biological process (GO): DNA-templated transcription
Cellular component (GO): RNA polymerase III complex
Molecular function (GO): DNA-directed RNA polymerase activity; ribonucleoside binding; DNA binding
Source: RefSeq, a predicted model, not a curated record
CAAAGAUGGCAGCCUCCAUGUUGAGCAUGAUGACAUGAGUGUGAAAUUUUUAGUUAACGUCCUGUACGUUGUUAAUACAGACAAUUUGUACGACAACCAAUCCUAAAGAUGGAAAGUAUAGAGGACAUGAUGAGGAUGGACAAGGAGAAGCUCGUGGAGCCGGUCAAAACCGUCCAGGAGAAAUGGAGACUUCUGCCUGCGUUCCUGAAAGUUAAGGGACUUGUAAAGCAGCACAUCGACUCCUUCAACUUCUUCAUCAAUAAUGACAUCAAGAGUAUUAUGAAGGCCAAUGAGAAGAUCUCCAGUGAUGCUGAUCCCAACUUUUAUAUGAAGUACCUGAACAUAUAUGUAGGGAUGCCGGAUGUUGAGGAGGGGUUCAACAUAACAAAGCCGAUCUCCCCUCAUGAAUGUCGCCUAAGAGACAUGACAUACUCAGCACCUCUAACUGUGGACAUUGAGUACACCCGUGGUAACCAGAGGAUUGUCAGGAAGAACCUACCCAUCGGCAGAAUGCCGAUGAUGCUGCGCAGCUCCAACUGUGUCCUAACAGGGAAGAGUCCUGCUGAGAUGGCAAAGCUCAACGAAUGUCCCAUGGAUCCAGGCGGCUACUUCAUUGUCAAGGGCAAUGAGAAGGUCAUCCUUAUUCAAGAACAACUCUCAAAAAACAGAAUGAUUGUGGAUACCAGUGCUGGUCGCAAAGGAACCAUAGAGUGUUCUGUUACUAGCUCGACUCACGAGAGGAAGAGUAAGACUUAUGUUACCACUAAAAAGGAGAAGUUCUACUUACGUCACAACACCUUCGCUGAGGACAUACCUGUGGCGAUCGCGUUUAAAGCGAUGGGUAUCGAGUGUGACCAGGAGAUUGUACAGAUGAUAGGGAGUGAGGAGGUAGUACUGACCGCUAUAGCUCCGUGUCUGGAGGAGUGUCACCGCGCACAGGUGUUCACACAGACCCAGGCACUGAAAUAUAUAGGGGUACGUGUGAGGCAGCGACGAAUGUGGGGUGCACCAAAGAAGAGUAGAGUGGACGACGCCAGAGAUGUCCUACAUAGUGUGGUACUGGCCCAUGUCCCUGUAGUGCAGUGGAACUUUAGAGUUAAGUCUGCGUACCUGGCCCUGAUGGUGCGGCGUGUGAUCCUAGCUAAGGGUGACAAGGUCAAGGCUGACGACCGUGAUUACUACGGUAACAAGCGUCUGGAGCUGGCUGGACAGCUGCUGUCACUUCUGUUUGAGGAUUUGUUCAAAAAGUUUAAUUCAGAGGUAAAGUGGAUAUGUGCAAGGUUCAUCAUAG